This is a messenger RNA of Magallana angulata, 2539 nucleotides long. RefSeq lists its product as uncharacterized. NCBI's taxonomy places the organism in Eukaryota, Metazoa, Mollusca, Bivalvia, Ostreida, Ostreidae. The coding region runs from base 1121 to 1960 and encodes 279 amino acids. The record is from RefSeq and is a predicted model, not a curated record. The transcript has 5 exons.
UAUGUACUAGACGGGUAGCCGUAAUUUACCAAAUCAGCAAAACGACAGAUGUUUAAUGAGUAUAUCCCAAAAACGGGACAAGAAAAAGAAAAAAAUGUUCUUUUUUCGCUCUAGGUAAGAAAAUACACAAAAGAAAAUGAAAGCAAUUCAACAAAAUAAAUGAUUAACCAAAGGCCAGCUAUUCAAUCCCCUUCGAGUGCCUUUGUAUGUUAUUAUCUAUUCAUCACUUUUAUAAAACACUGCUGAAAUGCGCACUUUAAAAAAUCGACCUCCUUAAGAAACAUGUAUGUCUGUGUCGCUAUUAAACAAUGGCGGACUUGGCGAACAUGGUCUACAUGACAAUGAGAGCGAUAAAGACUAGACGGCCUUUUAAACACAACAGUUCAUUGUCAUGAUACCAAAUACACAACCCAACUUGGAGUAAUUUCAUUCCUAUGGAGAUUUGAAUGAGCAACUAUUCGACUUCCGGUGCUCUUUCCUUGCCCUAAUUAUCCACGCAUUGCCUCGAUCUAUCUUUAUUUUUACUACAAGAAUAAAACCCUCAAGAGAAAUGAAACUAAGUCAGAGUCUUUCAGUCUUUCUUGAGUAAAGGGAAAUUUGUUAUUGUUGAGUAGAAAUAUUAACCUUCGAAACCUUUCAUGAACAAAAAUGAUUUUCACGAUAGUUUUAAUCUUAAGUUAUAAAAAUACUUAAAGCUUUAAUGGACACACCAUAAAGAAUUUUUUUACGCAAAAGAUCUUAACAAAAUACUUCUAAUUUUAAAGUAAACUUGUACCAGAACUACAUAUAAAUUCAACAUUACCCGUGUAAUUUCAAGGUUCAAUAUUGAACAGUCGUUAAAUUCUAAACCAAUACCAAACCAUUACAGGAUAAAGUUAUGUGGUGAUAUCCGUCUAUACAAACAAGGUUCUCUAUUGUCAUUCAAAACUUGAUUUAAUUGUAAUACUAUUCGAAUCCUCCUCAAGUCACCAUUUGAAUCUCUCGUAUGAACAAACAUUAGUUAAACGCUAAAUGCUCAAAGCAACAGUUCUCAUAAAAUCAGAUGGCACUGUUAGGGCACACGACGCUAAAAAUCACUUAAAGAUAUUUUCGCAAAAACAUGUGCAAAAGAAAAUGAAAGAUGAUUUUGUUUGGAACGUCACAAAGAAGACCCGAACAUCCGGUGCCUCUCUCCAUACAACCUGCACUUUCUCAACAAAGGGCAAAAGAGGAAAUCCGCGCGGCUUCAGUUAAAGUACCCUGCGCCAAAAUCUACGAUGUAGAUAACGAACACAAUUACAUCAUGACGAAGGCCCUAAAGUCCUACAAGCUCCACAGGGACAAGGAGAAAGCCGAGACGAGGCAGAGGCAGCUUCGGUCUGCUUACAGGAGGCGGUGGCACGCGCCCGUGGUGCCGAGCAAACUGAGGGCAAGCUCGGCUUCCUCUCAGGUGCGGCCCAAAACGGCCGUUGACGUCAUCCGCGAGGUAGAGGUGGCCAAUACUGAGGAGAGAAUACUCCGGAGACCUACGCCAGUUGAGUUAGCCAGGGUAACAAUCUCAAUGGGGGAAUCCCCGAAACAAAUCAACUUCCAGCGUAGAAACAGGUCGACAUGGAUGAGCCAUAGCUUCCCUUCUGCAUCCUACCUAAAUCAGUAUGCAAAACUGCAUCAACUGAGCCAGUCACGUGUAGAAUCCCUCCCGGCGGCGGGAAAACCGACAGCCAGCCGACCCCAGUCAGCGCACGCCUACGAUGGAGGGGUGUUUUCUCCGACGGCUCCGAAAAAUGAUUAUUAUGUCAUUCACCCAGAAUGGGUGUCAGAGGCGAUGACCAUUCAAAAACUGAAUCUGAAAAGGCGCCCCAACACAUUGGUGAUGUCAGCAUCAGACACCUGGCCGGGACGUCGGUGUAAGAGCGCUCCGCCUCAGAACCGAAGUAACCCGAUCACGUGGGACAGUUCAAACCAGCCCGACCAAGUAUGAUAUUGUACACUGUAUGGAAUCAUCGGAUUAAUUCUGGAUUGGUUUCACGUGCUAGUAGUUUUUGCAUGAUUAAUUCAAUACCUCUGGUGGACUCUGCAUGAGGGCGAUUUUUAGUUUUAGCUAGUGAAGUGCUAAUUUCUGUAUGAAUUUUACGUGAGCUGAGAGAAGUUUAAGAUGUGUAAGCCGUCUUGUUGUCGUCCCUUCCCCAGCAAUGCUCAGCAACCUAUUUUGAAAUACUAGUUCACAUAAUUGACUUAUUGUGAAUUCCUUAUCAAUCUAUCUAUAUUAGUGCUUCUUCUAACAAAGUCUACAGCAUAGUGAAUUGGCCAACAAGGCCCAACCUAAGUACUUAGUUUAAAAUUUAAAGCAUAUCUAAAAUACCUUACAUCAAAAUGUUAUGCUGAUAUCUGAGGGGUGAUCAACACAAAUAUCUUCACUUUAUGUUGAUAUAUCAUCAAUUGUUUAUGUAAUUGUAGAGACUGGUAGCUUGUUGCAAGACGUGUAUUUGAGUCAAGCCAUAAUAUGCCUUUUUAAUAAUUAAACAUUUUUUCAUGCUUCUUUAAAACAUGUUUGUGAUUU